AUACAGUAUAGCUUAAUCUCUUGUAUCCAACAUUAAAAACCUUUUCCGUAGAAACUGCCAAACACUUACAAGUUAAUAAUUCCUACUUACUCGGAAUUUAAUGAAAUAAAAAAGCUACUCGAUGUAAGGGCGUGGUUUAUAUACCCAAGUGUCUACAUGAUCGCGCGCGCUGCAUGCGGGUUAGCUAAAUGACGUAUAUUCGACAAAUGCUCAAGCGGUGAGUGAGAGACAGACUUUUCUGAUCAAAGCUCGGCUUCAUGCCAGGAACAGGGAAGAUGCAGGAAUCAAAGAGUGACGGUGAACCGACGGCAGAGGGAGCCGAGGAAGUUGCUAGCUCGGAGAGCGGGAAUUCGACAGUGCACGUCAAAGAUGGAGAAUCCGCCAAAAAAACUGAACCAGAGUCAACUAAAAUUAAAAAUGAACAAAGCGUUACUGAAGAAAAAUCUCAUCAAAAAACUGAACAGGAAAAUGAAGAUAUACCCGAAGAGAAAGGUGAAAAGAAAGCUGAGCAGGAAACUGGAAAUAAACCAGAACAGAAUAAAGACAAAAAAGGAAAGGAAGCUGAUGAUUCUGCAGCUGAAAAGUCCAAAAAUCUUCAAGGGACGGCGAAUAAAAGAACACACAGGUUUCGAAGUGAUCAAGAUCAAGCCAGCUGUACAAAAAGUUCCACUGGAGAAAACGAAGAACAAACUGCAACUGGAAAAGAGAAGGAAAAACGAAGUGGAAAGUACGAAAUCGUCAGUAUCCGGGAAAAACACAGCAACUUUCGAAAAGCUGUUCCGUUAAUGCCUCUACCUUUGUCAAUUUUUCUGUGUCUGCUCAAUGUUGGGAUUCCUGGACUUGUUGCAUAUCACAGCAGCAGAUGGAGCUACAGUAUCACGGAUGAGUAAAUUCCCAAUCACUCGACAGUGCAAUGCUACCAAGGUGUUGAGUUAUGACUGCGAAAUCGUGACCUUGUCUUAUAGCUAGACUGUUAUGUGAUCUAAAAGACAAAACAUUUCAACGAAAAGCGUCUUCAAUAUUCUUCAUGGAAGUAAAGAAGAAAUUUACACAUCAGAUGUUUAAAACAGUAACAUGUCAUAAAACUAUCAACAAAGUGCAAACAGUAGUUAAAAAAAUAGAACCCUUCUACACCAAAACUCUUCGCAGUGAAGCUGAGAAGAUAAUAAACAAACCAAAAUUUCAAAACUUCUAGUCACACCUCAAAAUUAAUAAUUGUUAUUAUGAGAAAAAUGGACGAAAAAACUGUGAAAAAUGUGUCCAGAUAUUUAGUCUAAGAUUGACAUUGCUAACCUUCUCAGAAGUUCGUUACAUUGAAAAUUGUGGUAUCAGUCAGUAACGCAUCAGAGUGAGCAUGACUGAAAGAGUUAGUUCCAAGGGUAUCAAACAGACUGGAUCAUCAUUAUUCUAGUACAAAUAACCGCAAUAUGUUCCUAUACGUAUGUUAAAGUACAAAUAACUGCAAUAUGCCCCUAUAUGUGUGUUAAAGUACAAAUAACUGCAAUACGCCCCUAUAUGUGUGUUAAAGUACAAAUAACUGCAAUAUGCCCCUAUAUGUGUGUUAAAGUACAAAUAACUGCAGUACGCCCCUAUAUGUGUG
Molecule: messenger RNA, 1600 nt
Organism: Limulus polyphemus (Atlantic horseshoe crab)
Lineage: Eukaryota; Metazoa; Arthropoda; Merostomata; Xiphosura; Limulidae
Product: nucleosome assembly protein 1-like 3
Exons: 2
Coding region: 258-890 (210 amino acids)
Source: RefSeq, a predicted model, not a curated record